Molecule: messenger RNA, 810 nt
Organism: Seminavis robusta
Lineage: Eukaryota; Bacillariophyta; Bacillariophyceae; Naviculales; Naviculaceae
Source: the annotation of a GenBank genome assembly
AUGGUGGGCUCAUCUCCCGGUGGCAGGACAGUGGGGGCAUCAGUGGCUUCAGGGGUGCUGGCGGUUGGUGCAGGAGUAUCGUCUGGAGGAGAUGUCGGACUCGGCGUUGGCAAGGGAAGCUCAGUUGCCGACUUGAAUGCUGUUGGACCUUUAGGGAACUCAGUGGCAGACUUGUCGGCAGAAAAUGCUGCAUACUCGUCAUCGCGAGCUUGCAUCAUGUUGCCACCUCCAUUUUUCCUUGUCUUCAUGCCCUUUGGCUUUGGGUUAGACUUGGCGCUCUUCGAGUCCAUCAUACUGCCGGAGUUCAUGCUUUUACUGUCCAUCAUACUCUUGCUAUCCUUCGUACUACCAGAGUUCAUGCUGGCCUUCAUAGUUCCCAUCAUGCUCUUUGGGUCCAUCAUUUUCUUGGCCUUCAUACUCAUAGAACUCAUAGUAGACAUCCCUGAUUUGAGGCGUCUCCUCUCGAGUCUCAGAUUUCCAUGUCGGCCUCCCUUGAUGCCAACUCUAGCGGCUACUUCUCUCGCAUCAAACACGAGAGCCGUCAAUAAAAAUAUCAGCCCUACGGCACUACGAUGGAACAUGGUAGAGUGUUCCGGUUGCAACGACAGCGACGAAUGGGUGUUUGUGAUGAAAUCGUUUCUACGGAUUUCUAUUGUUCAGGAUGUGUGUCCAAAAGCAACAAAGUCCUGGCGAUGUUCAAUUCGGAUGUGCCUCUGCGACUUUUGGCGUCGUGGCUUCAAUUCAGGCGAAAGCACCCGCCUGAUGAAGAAAUAUGUGCUUGUCUUCCGUCGUGACAGCACAAAAUUGUGA